GACCCAAGGCAGUCCAGAACCUUCCAGUCAGGCACAAUGGGCACAAUGGUGUCUGUCCUGCUGUCCCUGCUGCUCCUUCUGGGUCCUGCAGUCCCUCAGGAGACCCAAGCUGGGUCUUACCGUCUGAGCUUCCUCUACACCGGGGUGUCCAGGCCCACUGACAGCCUCCCUAGCUUCCAGGCCACUGCCUACCUCAAUGACCAGGUCUUCUUUCACUAUGACAAUAAAAGCAGGAAGGCCAUACCCCUGGACCCAUGGAGCCAGAUGGAAGGAAUAGAGGACUGGGAGAAGGAGAGUGAACUUCAGCAGGCCAGGGAGAGCAUCUUCAUGGAGACUCUGCAGGACAUCAUGGACUAUUACAAGGACAGAGAAGGGUCUCACACCUUUCAGGGAAGGUUUGGCUGUGAGCUCCUGAAUAACAAAAGCAGUGGAGCAUUCUGGAAGUAUGCCUACGAUGGACAGAACUUCAUCGAGUUCAACAGAGAAAUCCCAGGCUGGGUCCCCCAGGACCCAGCAGCUCUGAACACCAAGCGGAAGUGGGAGGCAGAAGAGGUCUACGUGCAGCGGGCCAAGGCCUAUCUGGAAGAGGAGUGCCCGGCGAUGCUGCGGAGGUACCUGCAAUAUGGCAAGGCCUUCCUGGACCGACAAGAUCCCCCAUCUAUGUCCAUCACCAGGACCCCAGGAGAAGAUACAAUCAAGUGCUGGGCCAGUGACUUCUACCCACAAGAUAUUGAUCUGCACUGGAUUCGGGGCAACACAGUAGAGACUGAGGUGAGGGGAGACCUUCUCCCCAGUGGAAAUGGCACUUACCUGUCCUGGGUGUCGUUGACAGUUUCCCCUUGGAGAACUAAGAACACAGUCUUCUGUCGCAUAGUGCACAGCAGCCUGGACCAGCCCCUCACUGGGCUGUAGGACAAGAGGCAGGGAACCAGGGCUGACAGCCGCAAGGGGACUCAGGUGCAGCAGUCACCCUUCCUGCAGAACGCCAGAAGAUGAGCUCUAGAAAUCACCGUCAGCAUCACCAGUGGGGCCCAGGGAACAGUGCGAGAAGUCAGGGAACAGAAGAUUUGAAUGCCGGCCACUGAGCUGACUCACUGCUAAAUUCUCUUGCAAAACCCCAUUAUCUAAUCUAUAGAAUCAAAUCAACAGUAAUCACCUUGCCUAGCACACAGUGUAGGAAGAGAUUUUUCAACUGCAAUGGAGUAAAAAUAAUGAGUACAUGUUACCAUU
Leopardus geoffroyi (Geoffroy's cat) is the source of this 1230-nucleotide messenger RNA. It is a transcript of the gene AZGP1, whose product is annotated as alpha-2-glycoprotein 1, zinc-binding. Gene Ontology annotation, biological process: immune response. Lineage: Eukaryota; Metazoa; Chordata; Mammalia; Carnivora; Felidae. The record is from RefSeq and is a predicted model, not a curated record. Gene Ontology annotation, cellular component: external side of plasma membrane.